Molecule: messenger RNA, 2175 nt
Organism: Phycomyces blakesleeanus NRRL 1555(-)
Lineage: Eukaryota; Fungi; Mucoromycota; Mucoromycetes; Mucorales; Phycomycetaceae
Exons: 3
Coding region: 1-2175 (724 amino acids)
Molecular function (GO): zinc ion binding
Source: RefSeq, a predicted model, not a curated record
AUGUCUGAAGUAACACUUACAAGAAGAGAACAACAAGCCUUGAGAAAGGCAGCACUCGGAGCAGCACCUGUCAGAACUCUGAGAGAUAUUGGAUCUGCAUUGGAACCUUCGACAAUUCCUAAUGUUAUGAAGUUGAAGUCUAACAUUGUUUGUGUUUUUGCUUCUGAAUGGGAACUUUGCAAACAAGAAAUUGAAGAACAAUGCUGCGUCAAGUGGAUUAUCAGUCGUCCUAAUAGACAUAGUUCCGCUGUUGAUAUCACCAAGAAGAAGCGUGUGCUCUUCUCCCAGGUAUACUCCUGUCAUAGAGGUGAAAGCUAUGAACCUGAAAGCAGAGAAAAGCGUCCGAUUCAACGUAAAUCGAAGAAAGUUGGCUGUGAGGCAACUCUCAUUAUCACCUGUCACGCUGACAAACCUCAUGUUUAUAUGUUUGAUUUCAUUGGCAACCAUAAAAAUCAUAUUCCCGGGGAUAUUCAAACCGAUCUUGGACUUAUUCCCUUGACUCGAGGUCGUGUUAAUGACAUUGUUGCUCGUUUGACAGCUAGCCCUGGCUCGUCAGCUAGAAAGAUCAGACUUGAGAUUCUUCGUGACGUUGACCGGCAAGAGUACUCUCUCAAUGAACGUAAAAUCAACUACUUUGAUAUUUACAACAAAAUUCUUGCAAUCAACCGAACAAUCUUUCGCUUGCACGAGGACGACUUCAAGUCCAUGAAGAUGUGGUUUGCAGAGAAACUUUCUCCCAAAAAUUUCAUCAUCUUCGAAGGAAAUUUGCAGGCAUACACAAAUGACGAGAGUCUUUAUGCCUGUGGAUUCGCGUCACCUUUCCAGCAAGGCAAGAUCAAAGCUGCAACAACAUUUUGCAUGGAUGCCACUUACAUCAUUACCCAAAGAUCUGAUGACAUUCUUUACACCAUUGUCAUUCGUGAUGAAGAGCUCGACCGCGGUUUCCCUUGUGCGUAUAUGCUGACCAACGAUCAUUCUCUAGGCCCGAUUGUCCAGUGGUUGAAGCACCUGAAAGACAAUCAGUUGAUUGUAAACCCUCAUAAUGCUGAGACAAAUGCGCUCGCAGCAAUCUUCCCUGGAUGUCAGAUCCAAUACUGUCUCUUCCAUGUGAGUCAAGAAUGGUACAGACAGUUAAAUCUGAAGGUCAAGACUGGAAGUACUGUCAACGAAAACCGCCUCAUUCGUGGCGAAAUUAUGGCUUUUCUUAAGCACAUCAUGUACGAAGAGCAUAUUGUGGCAUUUCUGAACAAGAUCGUCGGGGUCAUUGAAAAAUACGAGCAUACACAGCCUGAUUUUGUGAAAUACUUUGAGACCAACUGGUGCACCAUGGCUAAAUAUUGUGUUUGGAGUAGAGCUUUCCAUCAGCUCGAAUGCUUUCACAUGCUAACAAACAACUAUAUUGAGUCUUGGCACAACCAACUAAAGACUCGUUUUUUAGGCCGUAGUCGCAACAAGAGAUUUGACAGACCAAUCUUUAUAUUGACAAACGAAGUAGAGUUUUACUUCAAGGAGGAGGCCAUGAGAAUCAACAUGCGUAGUAGUCCUAUGACAGCAGCUCAGAAACAGCAAAGAAAAAUAGAAAUGUCUGCUGAAGCUGUUCCUCCAUAUAUGCGUGCUAACAUGAUUGUUAGCCCAUCCAAAGCAGCAUCUUUAACUUCUAUCUCCGAUGACACUGACGAUGUUCCUGAAGAUGGAUUCUGGUUCAUUGACUCGUUUACUGAAGAUGGUAUCACAUAUCAAGUUGAAGUUAACAACAGUGUUAUUCUUUCUUGUACUUGUUAUUCCUGGGCUAGGUACAUGAAACCUUGUAAACACAUGCAUUUGCUUCGUAUCCAUGUAUCUGGUUUUACUUUCCCGUCUGUGCCUUUUGCUGUCAAUAACAUGUUGUCUGUCAGUAUUUCUAUCGAGCAGUUUGUUGAACAAAAUUCCAUGACAAUUGGUAGCAGAACAGAGACCACUGGCCGUGGAUAUGCAAUCGAAGCAUUUGAGUAUACCAAAAAGUGCUCCUUGACAACUCGACACAACGAACAAGAUUUGUAUCAGUUGAUCCAGUAUGCUACUGAAGAGGAAGCAGAAGCUAUUAGAGCAGCAUAUGCUGCCCCUAUUAAAGCCUUUCAAGCAGUUAAAGCAAAAUACGAAACCCAUUUCAGAACGUUAACCACACAACGUCCUUAA